UUUUAGGAAUUAAUAAUUUAGCAAUAAAAUAGGUUAAUUAGAUAGAACAUUCUUUGUUGAUGCGCUCUGUUCUGAAGCAAUCACUGAGUAUUGCCUGAGCACGUCACUGUGUACUGUAGCUUCCUCAUUUUCCUUGAUUAAGUUGUGUUUUAACUUUUUCAAUCGAUGGAGGGUUUCAGAAGACCUUCAGCCCUUUAGUUGCCUGUUAAUCAUGCAGAUCAUUCGAUUGUUCUCUUGGACAAUGUGAUCGUUGUCAUGAAUGUUUUCUAGGAUCUCCUUGCACCUGAUCUCUCUUCGUGGGUCCGAAGUGUCCUUCUUGAUUGAUGCUGAAUUGUUUCAUCCCAUAGCUCGAGUUUUUAUAAAGAUUAUAAGCUAUUUUUCAGCUGUCUUAUAA
Messenger RNA from Moneuplotes crassus, 394 nucleotides. NCBI's taxonomy places the organism in Eukaryota, Ciliophora, Spirotrichea, Euplotida, Euplotidae. The record is from the annotation of a GenBank genome assembly.